Messenger RNA from Papaver somniferum (opium poppy), 670 nucleotides. RefSeq lists its product as uncharacterized. The transcript has 2 exons. The coding region runs from base 335 to 640 and encodes 101 amino acids. The record is from RefSeq and is a predicted model, not a curated record. Lineage: Eukaryota; Viridiplantae; Streptophyta; Magnoliopsida; Ranunculales; Papaveraceae.
UCACAUCUGGUUUCCAAAAGAUGGUUUUUUCAAGGAUUUCAUCAACACUCCUAAGAAGGAGAAACCCAUUUACAUCAAAACCCAUAUCUUCCUUUUCUUCCAUAAGCUCGAUUUCAUCAUCCCCUUCAAACAAUUUUAACCUAACCACCAUCUCAAAAUUCCACCCCCAAAUCUUUUCAAACCCUAGAACUACCGACUUUUUCCAAAUCAGACAAUAUAGUGCCGAAACCCCAAGCCUAAUCGCCCAGGGAAAAAAGAAGCAAAGAAAAGUCCUGAUCCGAAAAAAAUAAAAUUGGCUCAAUAUAAACGCAAAGUCACUUUAGUCUAUGAAGCUAUGGAGAAGGUUGAAUAUUCGAAAAGGAGUUGGGUAACUUGGCCGUCUUAUAAGGGGGAUGCCAAACGUGUAAAUAAUGCUGUAAACAAUGCGUUGAAGAAAUAUUAUGAGGCACUGUCAGUAUUGGGCGAGGAUGAAAGAAAGGAUGUUGAGAAGGCCAACGGGUGGGUAAUUAAUGAAAUGUUAGAUAUGCAAAAGAAAACGAUGAGUGAUGAGCUGAUGAAUUUUGAUGAGGUUCUUAAGAUAUGGAACAAGGCCACUUUUGGAGAGGAGGAUCCGGAAGGAAGUGGAGGCACUGCAAGUUAGGAAAACCGUCAUGGUUUCCGUUUCUCAGAG